GCAGCCGCAGCCGGGAUUGGGGGCCGCCGGCGCCGCCCGCCCGGCCGGGGGGAGGAGGCGGCAGGAGGAGGAGGAGGAGUGGCGGCGCGGGCCGCGACGAGCUGGCUGGGAUCGGCGCGGCUGCCCCUGAAGAUGGCGGCGGCGGAGGCCGCUGCUGCGGGCGGCGGGGGCUGCUUGCCGGCGGGCGGCGGCUCGGUGCCCGUCCUCUUCUGCUUCUCCGUCUUCGCCCGGCCCUCCAGCGUGCCCCACGGCGCCGGCUACGAGAUGCUGAUCCAGAAGUUCCUCAGCCUCUACGGGGACCAGAUAGACAUGCACCGCAAGUUCGUGGUGCAGCUCUUCGCCGAGGAGUGGAGCCAGUACAUAGACCUGCCCAAGGGCUUCCUGGUCAGCGAGCGCUGCAAGGUGCGCCUGGUGCCGCUGCAGAUACAGAUGACUACUUUGGGCAAUCUGACACCCUCAAGCACUGUGUUUUUCUGUUGUGAUAUGCAAGAGCGAUUCCGGCCUGCCAUCAAGUACUUUGGUGACAUCAUCAGCGUGGGCCAACGACUGCUCCAAGGUGCACGUCUCUUAGGAAUUCCAGUUAUUGUAACUGAACAGUAUCCCAAAGGUCUUGGCAGCACUGUGCAAGAAAUUGAUUUAACAGGAGCUAAACUUGUUCUUCCCAAAACAAAGUUUUCAAUGGUAUUGCCAGAAGUUGAAGCAGCAUUAGCAGAGAUCCCUGGAGUCCGCAGCGUUGUCCUGUUUGGAGUAGAAACUCAUGUCUGCAUCCAGCAAACAGCAUUGGAAUUAAUAGGCAGAGGUCUGGAAGUUCAUAUCGUAGCUGAUGCCACCUCAUCAAGAAGUAUGAUGGACAGAAUGUUUGCUCUUGAGCGUCUGGCUCGUACUGGAAUUAUAGUUACUACUAGUGAAGCUAUAUUGCUGCAGCUAGUAGCUGAUAAAGAACAUCCAAAAUUCAAAGAAAUCCAAAAUCUCAUUAAAGCAAGUGCCCCUGAGUCAGGGCUCCUUUCCAAAGUUUAAAGAGGAUGAGAAGGAAGCAAAUCUCAUUGUCAUCUUUAAGGAGGAAGGAAAGCUGCAAGCGCACAUGUACACCUUCUUUCACUCAGAAUUUGGUAGAAGUGUAAAAUUAAAAGUUGACGUACUCAUGCUUGCCUUAGCAAAAUUGUCUGGUUAUACAUCUGGGUGCCAGUGUGUUCUGUUUAGUUACAGCUGUAAGAGAUGUUGGGUACUGUAGGACCCUUUUGUUGUCAUAUUUCCUUCUUUAUUUAAAAUCAAGAAUUAACAGAGAUGUCUGCUGGUCUAUACUAUAUACUGGUUGUAACAGCUCCAGAAAGUGCAUAUUUCUGUGGCACCUCUUGAUUGUGCACUUUGUAAAAGCAUACUGUGAAACUCCGGUUUACCUUUGUAUUAAUAGAAGAUAAUUAUGUACUGGAUAAAUGUAAUGUGAUAUGCUUUAAUGUUCUAUGUAAAUGAAGUAUUUUAAUAGGGCAUAAAUUAAAACAGAGUAAGAUAUGUGGACUACAUGUGCACUCUUGUCCUCUAGAAUAAAAUUUAAGCACUUUGCUUCAUAGACAAGACACAUAGAUAAAAUAGCAGCUGAUGUUUGAUUGCUCUAGGUAGAUGAAGCCUGCAUUUUGAAAUUGACUGCCCAACCCUGUAGUUAACUUAACUGUACACAAAUAGAAAAUUGUUGUUUAAUAACUUCUUUAUAAACAAUCCUUCAGAACUAGCAGAAGAUUACCAAAACUUUAAAGAAAUCGGUAAAGCUAAGGAUGUUAAAGAACAAAAGCUUUUCAGCUUCAAGUGCUGAAUCUACUACUGUAUUUAGGUUUAUUUAUGCGAUGUUUUACCCCAUUUUAGUUAGACUGAAUAAUUCCAUCUGAUUUACUCAUUUGGCCAAGCGAGCUCUGAAAGAAACCUCAGCUUCUCUAGGUUUUUGUGCUUUUUUUUUGUGGGCUGCACUUGGGUGAAGUUUGGAUAGAAUCUGGCCUAAAAACAUUCUUCAGAAAAACAGCAUCUUUAACUUAAUGAUAUAUGUAUUUUCUGUCUAGAACCAGUCUUUUAGCACAUAAUUGUUCAUAAAGGCUCUUCUUUCACGUUCCAGUGGUUUAAACAAUGUUGUGUAAAGUUUACAAUGUGUCUGAGACAUUUAUUUUUUUAAAAGAAUACUAGAAGAUGUCAUACUGAACACUGAUCUUUUUGGUAGAAAACCAGUUGGAGUACAUGUAUUGUUUUAAAUUGCUUAUUUUCCCCACAAGAUGGCUCUAAAAAAAAAAAAUGUUUCAGAGAGUUAUAACCUUUAUAUGUUAAAAACAAAUAAAAUAUUAACAUUUGCUG
Messenger RNA from Tyto alba (common barn owl), 2334 nucleotides. It is a transcript of the gene ISOC1, whose product is annotated as isochorismatase domain containing 1. The transcript has 5 exons. The record is from RefSeq and is a predicted model, not a curated record. Bases 133 to 1017 code for a protein of 294 amino acids. Gene Ontology annotation, cellular component: cytoplasm. Lineage: Eukaryota; Metazoa; Chordata; Aves; Strigiformes; Tytonidae.